AAGGUAUCCCGAGCUGCUUCCGCUAUGCUGCAGGUGGGUCGCUCAGGGCUUGACGCGCCUUUAGUCCGUGCAGCCUUGCGUUUGGGGUGAAGCCGCAUAAAAGCGUUUCCAUAAUGCGGGCGUGAGGUGCUCCUUGGAGUAAACGGAGGGGAUCCGGGAGGAGGACCGCGGAGUGUUAACCGGGGAGGGGGGGAAGCCUGCGUGACAGGCGGCGACCAGAAUAAUUAAAAAAAAAAAAUGUCGAACCGUAAGCACCGGGACAACCAAGAGAUCUGCGCCCGCAAGGUCCGGGAGCUGGCCCAGUCUGGAGUAAACAAACACUGCUUCGAGUGCAACCAGCCCGGGGUGACUUACACCGACAUCACCGUGGGCAGCUUCGUCUGCACGUCGUGCUCCGGAAUGCUGAGAGGCCUCAACCCUCCCCACAGAGUCAAGUCCAUCUCCAUGACAACUUUCUCCCAACAGGAAGUAGAAUUCCUCCAAAACCAUGGCAAUGAGGUGGGCAGAAGGACGUGGCUGUGCGUGUUUGACCCAAAGAAUGACGGCUGCUCCGACAUGAAGGACUCACAGAAGUUCAAAGAGUUCCUUCAAGAUAAAUAUGAAAAGAAAAAAUGGCAUUUUUCCAAAAGUAAGAACCGGAGAGAUAUGGAGGGUCCUUGGAGUCCAGGGGUUCAGGCUAUGCCCCCUUCUCAUGGUCCCUUAGCGAGCCAGGGGCUAUCCCAUAAUAUGCCUCCAAAUGCCAGAGCCACGAGACCACUGUCUCAGUCCCAGCUGCCGUCUUGGGAUCGAGCCCCCGCCAUCUCUCCCGCCGACAUGCGGACAGACGCGUUCACGGCUCGGCCGUCGCGCUCCCAAAGCUUUAGAGACCCCCCUCUGAAAGAUCCCACCCUGUGUGGGAUAGAAAGACAGCGACCAGGCUCUUUGUCGUCAACACUGGGAGGUCAGAACCACGGUCCCUCAUUCCCCGCCCUUCCACGGCCUUCAGCCAGUAGCUCGUUCAAAAACCACUUCACUUUAGGUCGGACAGUGUCGGCCUCGGGGGCUACGGGCCCCUUCAGGGCCUUCCCCAAGUCUCUGAGCGUGGACUUUGGAGGUCUGAACCAUCCCCAACCACAGCCUCUGCCUCAGUCUCUGUCCCAGCCGCAGCAGCAGCCUCAGCAACAGCAGCCUGUUGGCAUCGGUCAGACGACACCGCCGGUCAGCAGCGGCAGUGCCCAGGAUAGGUACGCUGCCGUGUCACAGCUGGACAGCGUCUUCUCUGAAACAACAUCGGUCACAGCUCCACCUGCCGGCCCACCGCAGUACAGCGCCAUCUUCGGCAGCAGGCUCUCAUCCAGCUCAACUCCUGCCAGCUCCCCUGGUGUCGAUACCGUCUCCAGCUCCCAAAGUUUUGCAAAUUUCCCCAACCCAUUCAGCUCCAGCUCCAGCUCCAGCUCCGCUUCCCAGCAGCCCGUCGCCCUCUCCCCCAGUAACCCCUUCAGUAACGCCUCAGGAGGUGACUCCAGUGCGUUUGUCACCUCACCCACCUCCGUUUUUCCUCCGUCCGGCGCUUUCCCAGCGGCUGCUACCCAGAAUGCAUUUCCUCACGAGUCAGCCACCAAUCAGGAAGCAAAUGGUUUUGCCUCCUUCCCCAGCUCCAAGUCUGUCCUCUAG
Messenger RNA from Pundamilia nyererei, 1653 nucleotides. It is a transcript of the gene agfg2, whose product is annotated as ArfGAP with FG repeats 2. Lineage: Eukaryota; Metazoa; Chordata; Actinopteri; Cichliformes; Cichlidae. The record is from RefSeq and is a predicted model, not a curated record. Gene Ontology annotation, molecular function: GTPase activator activity. The transcript is spliced from 14 exons. Gene Ontology annotation, cellular component: cytoplasm; membrane; cytoplasmic vesicle. Bases 238 to 1653 code for a protein of 471 amino acids. Gene Ontology annotation, biological process: intermediate filament organization; spermatid nucleus differentiation; acrosome assembly.